Babesia bovis T2Bo is the source of this 1649-nucleotide messenger RNA. Its product is annotated as Vacuolar sorting protein 9 (VPS9) domain family protein. Gene Ontology annotation, cellular component: endocytic vesicle; cytosol. The record is from RefSeq and is a predicted model, not a curated record. Gene Ontology annotation, biological process: vesicle-mediated transport. Gene Ontology annotation, molecular function: guanyl-nucleotide exchange factor activity; small GTPase binding. Bases 117 to 1640 code for a protein of 507 amino acids. NCBI's taxonomy places the organism in Eukaryota, Apicomplexa, Aconoidasida, Piroplasmida, Babesiidae. The transcript has 5 exons.
UUGGUACUUUGGUUACAGUUUUGCUCACUGAAUGACACAAUCCCUGUGCACGGUUACAUCAUAUCAAUAACGUUGGUACAUGUCAUUCGCAAACUGUGUGACGUUCGUUGACAUUCAUGAUGGAAUCAUUUCAUUCCGAUGUGCAAGACACUUCUGGUGAUUUAUUGAAUUUGGAUGGUACUGAUUCCAGUCCUAUAUCUGUUGUUCCGGUGGAUAGAUAUGAUUAUCAUGUUCCAAGUUUUGACAUAUCUACUGACGGUCUUGCUGAGGAUGACGACUCUGGAGUUGUAAUAUCGUCUUUGUCUAUAGAUUACCCGGAGGAGUUGCAUUCCUCGUUAGGUCCGGUUUCCGAUCGCAAUGUUGGUAACACUCCUGUUACCAAUCUUAAUCGCACAAGUGAUGCUGGCCGUGGUGCCUAUGAGCUUGUAGAGUUACCAGUUAUCCACAAUGUUCGUGGUAAUUCUGUCGACUCUACUUUCAAUGAUGCUAUAAAUGACACGGCUACUCCAUCAAAAUCUUUAACUCCGUACAAUAAGUUUCUUGAGCGUUUAAAGGAUGAAUCCUGUAUUGAGAUAAUUCGUGCUGUUAAAGGGUUAUUGGCUAUGUCCCUUGGCACCAUGUCACGUUCUGAGGCGGCUGCUGUCGUUCACAACUUUAUUGACAUCUACACUCCUCGUUUGCUAUCAACAGAUCCCUUCGUUUCGUUAUCUGAGGAUGAGCGUUUGGAGAGUGUUGAAUUUUUUGAGAAGUUUACUAUGCAGAAGUUAUAUUCCCAAUGCUACAGCAUGGAUCCUAAUGAUCGUAUAGAGGACGAGCGUUUAUGGAUUAAGAUUCGUUGUCUUGACUGGAUUGAGCCACAGCACCUUGAGAUCUCAUCUAAGGUAGAUUCUGAAUUGCUUAAAGGCGCCCAGGAGCAGUUACACAACAUAUCUAAAUUUAAGGCGCCUCGUGACAAGAUGUUCGGUAUAUUGAAUACAUGUCGUUUAGUAGUUCAUGCUUUAGAGGGUACUGGCACUUCUCCUGCAUCGGCUGAUGAUGCUCUUCCGUUAUUGAUAUAUGUAACAAUCCGUGCUAAUCCUCAUGAGCUUUGGUCUUCCAUUGAGUUUAUACAGCAUUUCCGUCAUCCCAGUAGACACAUAUCUGAGGAGGCUUAUGCUUUUACUUUACUUCUGUCUGCUAUAGAGUACAUUAAGUGCAUAGGGACCACUACUCAUUUUAAAAUGGACAUUGACGAGUUCAACCGUCGUUUUUCCGAGGCUCAGGAGCCGUAUAUGUCUCGUUUGGAGAAGUUACAGGAAUCGCAGCGUGUUCGUGACAGCGGACGAUCUCUUACUGGCAGUGUUAUGCUUCGUGGCACAUCGGUGUUAGCGCAGCUCAAGCGUAUAGCUCAUCCUGCUUUAUUAUUCAAGAGUGUAUUAUUCAACAAUCUUGCCGGCUCGGAGAUUCACGAGGCCAUUGAAUCACUAUCUGCUUUAGAAGUGUAUAUGCAGGAUGUGCCUUUAGUGUUCACUCCCGACGGUGAUCUCACUGAUGUUAGUGCCGCCCUGUUGAGUGAUUGGCGCGCUCUUACGGCAAUGCGCACUACGGCUUUGGAAACAGUAUCUAAAGUCAAGGGUUUACUCACCAAACUUUCUCAGUAAUAUAUUUUG